Molecule: messenger RNA, 1437 nt
Organism: Agrilus planipennis (emerald ash borer)
Lineage: Eukaryota; Metazoa; Arthropoda; Insecta; Coleoptera; Buprestidae
Product: tachykinins
Exons: 3
Coding region: 2-670 (222 amino acids)
Source: RefSeq, a predicted model, not a curated record
CAUGAGGGUUUUGCAACAUAUAGCGACGAUGGUGGCAAUUUUAACUUUAAAGUGUGACGGAGACGAAUUGAAGCCAAGUCUCGCCAGUUUCUCAGAUGGGUCAUCAUUAAGCUUACUAAAGGAUAAAGAAGAAGACGCACGAAAUUUGUACUACAUGAAAACUGCUGACAUGUCUAAUCCAUCCAGGUUCCAAAACGUCAUCACCUCAUACAAAAGAGUACCGUCUGGCUUUUUAGGAAUGCGUGGAAAAAAGGAAUAUAUAGAAAUUGGAGAAGAACUGAAUAAGAGAGUUCCUUCAGGAUUUUUAGGAAUGCGCGGCAAAAAGGAAGAUUUCCAAUUGAAUUCCUUUGAAGAUGACUACGGCACUUCCUCAAACGCACAAAGCGAUGUCUAUGAAAUGGCCAAAAGACCAUCCAAAAUGGGAUUUCUAGGAAUGAGGGGAAAGAAGUUACCUGGACAUUCCAGCUUUUUCGGUAUGCGAGGAAAGAAGUAUCCGUACCAGUUCCGAGGGAAAUUUGUAGGAGUUAGAGGAAAGAAAUCUGAUUGGAACGAUUACAGGGAUUUGUCAAAUCUUGCUCAACAACUAGAUCUAAAUCAGUUGAUGCUCUUACUGACUGCGAAUGACUACGAAUUUCUAUCAAAAAAUGAUAGAAAUAACGAAGUAGUUUAAGAAAUGGUUUUUGGGGAAUUUAUCGAAACAAUUUCUUUAUAGAAGACUUCAUGUAGUUUAGUUGUACAAUACAAUAUUGUUAACAAACAUAAAUCAUUCAUUCAUACUUACGUAUUACGUAUUUUUUCAUACUUAAGCACGGAGCGUAACGCUACCUACAAUAACAACUGUGCUGUAUGUAUAAAGAUCCAAUCUCUAUCUCUAUCAUGUACCUGCCAUGCUGCUAACUUCGUUCUGUCGGAUCUUCCUUAGCUGUGCGCGCGCAACUUCCGUUGCAUGUUAAAUGUUUACUCUUAGCGCGCCAAAAGAAGUAUAGCUUAAUAAAUAGUGUUGUACCUGUAUUCAUAAAGUAUGACCUGGAAUACAGCAUGGAUAUAAUAUAAUAUAACUAAAAGACUUAAAAAAAUUAAGCAUAUCAUUACGGGUAGUUUAUAAUGACACGAACCCUCCGAUGCGUGAAAGGUUACCCUUAUCACAUUUCAUACUGCUUAUUGGUGAAAACAUUGGUUCGGAAGUUGUUCUAUGGGUUCCAAGCAGGUGCCUCGCUAUACAACCAGGGAUGGAGCUGCUGAAAAACUGUAAAACGUAACGAAUGUAAAAAUCAAUGAACGGGGGAGUUUUGUCACUGUGCAAACGAAGACCAAGGCUCAUGUCAUUCUAAAUUACCUCUACAUCAUGAACAAAGUAUUCAUAUACCUCAGCAGAUUGAUUUAGAAAACUUUCAUCUUUACCUAUGGUUAUUGUAGUCAAUUUUACUGUUUACAUUU